Pyricularia pennisetigena is the source of this 2823-nucleotide messenger RNA. RefSeq lists its product as uncharacterized. Lineage: Eukaryota; Fungi; Ascomycota; Sordariomycetes; Magnaporthales; Pyriculariaceae. Gene Ontology annotation, cellular component: nucleus. The transcript is spliced from 5 exons. Gene Ontology annotation, biological process: regulation of transcription by RNA polymerase II. The record is from RefSeq and is a predicted model, not a curated record. Bases 1 to 2823 code for a protein of 940 amino acids.
AUGUAUCAGCAUGGCGCUUCCGAAGAGCAUGGGGAUGAGCUAUCAAACCUGGAGUCCGAGAUACGCAUGGAUGUACUCGGCUCUGUGCCUCCGGCCGGAUCGGGGGAUAACCUGACACAGAUCCCUCACGUCAUGUAUGCCUGGUGCAACAACAACGAUGCGCCAUGGAGCUCCGUCACCGCCGCCACUACGUUGUCAGGUCCGCUUUCCAGGGUUCAUAGCGGGACCAACACAGGCCGAAUUCCAGGGAUACCUAGAAAUGCCGCCGACCUGCCGCUGUCCUUCAACGAGUAUCGCUGGAGCCAACCUGCCCUUUCUGAAUGCUCGACGCAACCGCCGAUCGACAGAUUUACGUCCGAUUCGGGCUACGGGACCGUGCAGUCGGCGCCGAGGCUCAGUAAUGCGAACACGUCCGUCUUUGGUGACAAUAACACCGACACGCAAAGCCUUGCUGGCCAUCUCUCCAAUUUUGAAUUGCAGACAAACAGCCUGACGCCCGUUGAGGCAUUCUAUAAGCGCAGCCAUGGUGACCUUGGCCCGGGGGCUACGGCAUACGGUUCGCAGCCAACAAUGCAAGGAGCCAGUCCCCUGAUAUGCCCACAUUGUCCUGAUCCUUUCAAGACCAGGUCGCAGCUGAAGAAGCACAUGCAACGACAUGACAAGAUGCACUUUUGUAAAGAACCCGGAUGCUUGCGUAAAGAAGGGUUCAGCACACAAAAUGAUCUAGACCGACACAAGCGCAGCAAGCAUCCGGCGUCGCACGCGACCGGGCGGCGAUAUAGAUGUCACCUUGGCGCCUGCAAGAACAAACCCAAGAAGUGGCCACGGGCUGAUAACUUCAGACAGCAUCUGAAGAGAAGACACAAGGAUGAGAUCGAAUACGAUGACCUGGAACAAUUUAUAGUAGAGGAGAACGCUCCACCGGCGAACGGGCUGAUCGAUUGCGGAUCGAACAUAGACACAGAGACGGAAUACUUGGGCCCUGGGCCUUUGCAUGUAGAAUUGUCUGACGUUAGGCAAGAUUUGAGGGCAGCUGAGAAUCCCCAGCAGGUGAAAUGGGCUGCAGCUGAAGACAUGCGCCACACAUACGUAGAAGACGAUUUCCAGCACGAUAUGGGAGAGCAACCUCAACUCUCCCUCGAAGUCCCAUUUGACGCCGCCGGAAUGAUGGUGGGCGGCCAAUUCACGGUGUUCUCCCCGACGACACCCGACAGCCAGGACGUCAACCUGCACAUCAUAGAUAACACCUUGACUGAGGACUUCGGCCUUGGAGAACUAUUCGCGCAUCCGGCCGCGUCCCAAAGGUCGCCGUUGGCUGCCGAGAACCAAGGGGCCUCUACUCCAAUAUUUUCUCGGCACCCGGAUGACCUUGAGUUCAGCACCCAUGAUGCCUUUCACAUUCAUGGCGGUUUAUAUCAUGAAUUCUCAGAUCCGCCUCGAAUCACCAUCGAUAUGGUGGGACCUAAUAAUGAUGAUCCGUCAUUAUUGAAUUAUGACGACUCUCGCCGGCGUAGCGUCGACACUCUCACAGAUGUUUACGCACAUGAUGAUGACAACAACAGCAGUGCCGACAACAAUGAAGUCUCUGGCGACGUGGAUGCCCCUGCAGACACUGACACAGCACAAGACACCGGCUUCUCUACGGGUGCCAGCUGCGCACAAGAUUUGGGAAACGAGUUUAGGGGCAGUACAACGGAGGGCUCUGAUGUGGCCUCCGCUGCAGCGACUCCUCUAGCCGAGCAGGUCUCGCAAGAAACAGAGCAGCGGGGAAGAGACGAGGAUGAAGACUGCAGCCAAAAUAGCAAGACGGCAUUUCUCGAGACGCUCAGGGCUGGCGAUCUUGACGAGAUCCUCAAGCAGCAUGGCUACAGAAAACUUUCCCCAUCUCAGGCCGCGCCCAGGGGAUCCUCGAGUCAAACUUCUGGAGGCCCUAGUACUGAGGUUACCGGAAACUUCAAAUGCUCCGAGCCUAGAUGCCCCAAGACAUUCAACCGGGAAUGUGAGCUUAGAAAGCAUAUGAAACGGCAUGAAAAGCCCUACGGAUGUACUUUCCGCUACUGCACCAAGAAGUUUGGCAGCAAGAGCGACUGGAAGCGGCACGAGAACAGCCAACACGAGCACCUGGACGGGUGGCGUUGCGACAUCCUGGUGCCGUUUCCGGCGGGGAUGACGACAGUGGCCGCCAUCGCGACGACGAAACCGUGCGGGAAGCAGUGCCACCGGCGCGAGACCUUCAGGGCGCACCUCCAACGCGACCACGGCUUGCCCGAGGACAAGCUAGGCGAGAAAUUGGAGCAGUGCCACUAUGGAAAAGAUUGCGAGUCACGGUUCUGGUGCGGCUUCUGCGUCGCGGUCGUUGGUGUCGGUGAUGAAGGCGUAAAAGGGAACAGCAGCAAGGGCGGAAGGAAGAAGGCCGUAGAGAGUGGGUGGUCCGGGAGGUACGAUCACAUCGACGACCACCUGUUUGGACGGACGCUGCCAAAGAAGACAAUCGACGAUUGGAGGCACGACGAUAUAGAGAGUACCCCCGGGGCGGCGGUGAGGGCAGAAAUGGAAGGGCCAGAGCAGCGGGAGGAUGAGAUUGACGCGGUCGAGGAUCCUCGGAAAACCGAGCGAGAACGGAGCAGUCGGCGCCAGAGGAGAGCAACGACUAAGGGAGAUGGGUCGACGCCGACUCAUUGGCAAUGUGUGGUUGGGUUUCAGUGUCAGUGCCACAAUCAUAACAUGAUACGGUCGACCACGCGGUGCAUCGGUCACGAGCUUGAGUGCCAGCAUUAUCAGUGUCUAUACUGUGAAAAGUUCAAUGUCAAGGUGGCCAAUUGA